GCAAGGGCGGGGGUGCAGAACUCUGCGGGGGGCUGGAGCCCGCCACCUCCUAUAAGUUGCAGUGGGCAGGGCUGAACUCCGAGACUCCAUGCGCUGCCCUGACCCCCCACCCCCACCCGUCCCCGGAGCCCUGGGCUCCUGAAAAGGCCCCUGAACCCCUCCUUCUCCCUGAACCUCUUUCUUCCUCUGAGCCCUUCUCUUCCUCACCAGCUCCCUCCUCUUCCCUAUUUACAGAUCCUAGCUAGUAAGCCAUAGGGGAGUGCCUUUUUCAUGCCUGCCUGUUUACAUGCAUGAGUGCACUUAAUCCUCGGGAGGAAACUGAGGCUCAGAAAGGGUAGGCAGCUUGCCUGAGGACAGCUAGAGUAGGGGAGGCUGGAUUUGAACCUGGGCAGUCUGUGCCCUGUGGUGGUUGUUAAGAAGCAGUUCCUUAGUGCCCAUUUUAUUUGGAUUAUUUGGGGCUUUUUGGUGGUAACUUGAAUAUGUUCUUUAUAUAUUUUGGAUAUUAACUCCUUUUUGGAUAGAUCAUUUGCAAAUACCUUCUCCCACUAAGAGCCUGCCCACCUAGAGCUGAAAGCCCCAGGGCAGCCACUGAGGAGAGAAGGCUUUAGGGCAGCCCAAGAAAGCAGCAAACUGAUCCCAAGGGUACACAGAGGUCAUCCGAGCUGAGUUUUCCUAACCUAAAGGUUACUUUCAACUGGGGUUGAGAGGGGUCUGAAAAAACCCUGACCUAAUAGCCACUUGUAUGGGGUUCCUGUUAUGCACCAAGCACUGUUCAGAGACUAUGCACCAAGACUGUGUUCAGAGCUGUGGGGGAGGCCCAGAUGCCAGUACUGGGAGUUCUAGGAUGGAUGAAAUAAUCCUCACCUGCUGCCCAACCUGCUCCUCAGGAAACAGGUUGGUGUCCAAGGUCACCAGCUAGCAAGUGGUGGGGCUGGGAUUUGAAUCCAAGCAGUCAGGCUGGGAAGUUGAGGGCACGCCAUUCUCCUAGUUACUAUGAUUCUGCCACCCAGAAAUAUGAAGAGACUGACUUCAGCUUCGCACUUAGAUGUCGUCAUUACCCUUGGAUUCAAUCCUGUGAAAUGCUUUGGGCCCCCACUGAAGCCCUACAGUGAGUCUGAAUCCUGGCCACACCCGUAGAGGUGUCAGAACUGAGUGGCUGUUGGCAUGUGAGAACAGAGGGGUGAGGAGCAUAAAGAAGGCCCCCCUGACCCUCAAGGCGCCCAUGAAGGACAGUGCUAUCAGCCUCUGGUCAAUGCUGACUGGGCAUCCAGCUCUGUGCUCCCUCGGAGUUUGAGUUUCCCCAUGUGCACAGCAAAGGCUGCACUGCCUGACCUCUUUCAAAUCGCAACCCCCCUUUGGCAAUUGAAUGAGAGACACAAGCCCUGGAAAAUGCAUAGGCAUGAAAAAAUUUGCAUACACUUUCUGCGGGGUUGGGUGGGGGUGUCCGUAAACUCCAGGCGGAAGCUGUUGGAAGGCAGUGUGGGGAACUGUUUAGGUUCCUGGGCUCUGGGGACACAGAGACACAGGUUCAGAUCCUGACUGCCCCCACAUACUAGUUCUAUGACCUUGUUAUAGAACCCAGAGGGCUUUCACCUCUCUGAGCCUUAUUCUUCUUAAUCAUAAAAUGCGUAAUUAUCACUUCACCAUGCCGUUGUGAGAACCAACUGAGACCCUGCAGGAAAGGCUUUAGCCUGGCCAACACUGUAGUGAGGCAUCAGCAGAUGAGGACUUCCAAUAUUCAAGGAGCUAUUUCUCCAAGGGUGACCCUUGGACCACCUGGAUCAGAAUCCCCUGGGAGAACUCGUUAAAUGCAGAUUACUGGGCUUCUGGCCCAGAAAGCCUGAUUCUGCGGGUCUGGGAUGGAGGCAACGAGUGUACAUUUUAAACCAGUCUCUGCCUCUCAAUUCUGAUUGGAGUUAGUCUAAGAAGCACUAUGGCUUUACAACCUCUACAGUCUAGGUCCCGUAGGCUGGGAAGAACAGAAAACAGGUGCACGGGCGGGGCAAUGGACGCCUCUGGGUGCCUGUCCACUCUGGGGACGGACAUAUCCCGGGCUACCCACCCCCUACCUUCCAAUGGAUCUUGGCGUCUCACCGUGCCUCUGCCCCCUCGCGCCGCCAGGCUACCACAGGGAGGGGCGAAAGGAUAAGGCUUCCCGGGUGAGGGGGGCAGAAAGGAAAGCGAAACUCCUCUUUCCAGAACUUUCACUUUCGCCGCCUCCGCGCGCCACCCAGGUGGCUUCGCGAUCCACUCUCGCGCUGGGGUCCCGCUCUCCCCGGGACCUGGCCCCUCCGGCGCACGGCGGCUCGGAUGGCCGGCGACCCCUGGCGGAGGGAGGAGAGGCAGGUUCCCGACGGCAGGCGACCGAUGGCGGGGGCCGGGGGUCCCCAGCGCCUCCGCGACUGGCUGGUGGCGCAGAUCGAGAGCGGGCGCUAUGCGGGGUUGCGCUGGGAGGACGCAGGCAAGACCCUCUUCCGCAUCCCCUGGAAACACGCGGCCCAGCAGGGCUACCAGGCGCAGCAGGACGCGGCGCUCUUCAGGUGGCCAGGACUUGCGCCCCGCCUGGGAAGAACAUCCUCCGGAGCCGGCAGGAGCCCCCUGGAGAUGUGACAGAGCCGGUGGCCCACAGGACAGACCAGGAUGGCUCCAGAUCAACCACAGAGGAUAAGGACAAGGAGCGCCCCCCCAGGCUGGCCCAGCAGGGCUCCCUGCCACCAGCUGUCCCAGGCCCUCUGGCUGACCACAGGUACCAGGCGCAGGACCCCACACACCGCUGGAGCCCAUCACCCUCUGAGGACUUCAGCAACCCCGAUUGCUGGCUGCACGUGCGGCUGUUCUACGGCGCGGAGCUGGUGCGGGAGGCCACCUCGCGCACGGCCGAGGGCUGCCGCCUGAGCCCCGAGGCAGUCAACGCGGCCGAGCGCCUGCUGGGGCCGCCACCGCGCGUCGCGCAGGUCGGCUUCCCGGAGCCGCCGCCCGGCGCCCGCGUGCUGCAGCGCCUGCUGCGACACCUGGAACGCGGCGUGCUGCUGUGGGUGGCCCCCGAGGGCGUGUUCGCCAAGCGCCUGUGCCGGGGCCGCGUGUACUGGCGCGGCCCGCUCGCCCCGCACCGCGAGCAGCCCAACAAGCUGGAGCGCGAGCGCACCUGCCAGCUGCUCGACACGCGCCGCUUCCUCGAGGAACUGCGCGCCCACCUGCAGGAUGGCCACCAGGAACCUGAGUACCAGAUCCGUCUGUGCUUUGGCGAGGAGUACCCAGGGCCCCCAGACCAGCCCGAGGAGCGACUCAUCAUGGCCCACGUGGAGCCCGUCUUCGCCCGCGAGCUCUUCCUGCACUGGAAGCGCCACUACCACGGUGCCACAGCCAAGGCGGGUCCCCAGCCCCGCAUCUCCGAUGGUAUCACCCACCUGCUGCCACAGCUGAGUCAGCACUAAGGGGUCACUUCCUCCCCUCCUCCCCUCAGAAGUCAGCACCUCCCCACCAGCGGACCCCAUCCCAGACCUGCCCAAAGAGCCAGUGGACUUGGGACUGCCCCCCGCUCAUCGCCCAGGUUGGUGGGGACAGCGGAAGCAGAUCCCUGCCCUUCAACCUCCCCGCCGCAGAGACGCAGCCCUGGAACGCGGCGCGUGGGCAGACGGCAAGCAGCUGGGCCUGGGAAAUCAGGAGGAAACCAAACUCGACCUUGAGGUUCUGGAAACAGCAGUUACGGCAGAAACAAGACUUCAUUUCUUGUUGAGAGCACAAGAGGUCUGCAGUGGUCUGCUUGAGUGCCCAUUUUACCUGCAACUGAUUCAUUAGAAGGUUUGCUUCAAGUUGGGUUUACCAGUUA
Neofelis nebulosa (Clouded leopard) is the source of this 3829-nucleotide messenger RNA. Its product is annotated as interferon regulatory factor 4-like. Lineage: Eukaryota; Metazoa; Chordata; Mammalia; Carnivora; Felidae. The coding region runs from base 2076 to 3434 and encodes 452 amino acids. The record is from RefSeq and is a predicted model, not a curated record. Gene Ontology annotation, cellular component: nucleus. Gene Ontology annotation, molecular function: protein binding; DNA-binding transcription factor activity, RNA polymerase II-specific; RNA polymerase II cis-regulatory region sequence-specific DNA binding. Gene Ontology annotation, biological process: immune system process; regulation of transcription by RNA polymerase II. The transcript is spliced from 7 exons.